This is a messenger RNA of Diplodia corticola, 1170 nucleotides long. RefSeq lists its product as uncharacterized. NCBI's taxonomy places the organism in Eukaryota, Fungi, Ascomycota, Dothideomycetes, Botryosphaeriales, Botryosphaeriaceae. Gene Ontology annotation, molecular function: oxidoreductase activity, acting on the CH-OH group of donors, NAD or NADP as acceptor. The record is from RefSeq and is a predicted model, not a curated record. Bases 1 to 1170 code for a protein of 389 amino acids. The transcript has 4 exons.
AUGCCGUCUCGCAUAGCUCUAGGGAGGGCUGUCCUACACACUGCAUCCCGACCCAGGCUCUCAGCCCUCCACCAUGCCGCAACCAUAUCACCAUCUUCCCGCGCCCAUCUCUACCACACCUCACCCCUUCCUCUAGACAACCACCGCGUCCUCGUAACCGGCGGCAGCCGCGGCAUCGGCAAGGCCAUCGCCUCGCGCUUCGCCUCCCUCGGCGCCAGCACCAUCAUCAUCGGCCGGAACGCCGACACCCUCCAAACCGCCGUUCGCGAAAUCGCGUCCAACAUCCCGAGCUCCGUCUCUCAGCGAACGUCAACGCCGACCCACGGCUACGUAGUCGGCGACGUCUCGAACGAGGCUUUCUGGCAGGAACUCUCCUCCACCACCUCCUCCUUCCCAUGCCACCACCUUCGUCCAUCCCCCUUCCAUCCCCCAUCGCCCCCACCAUCUUCUCCUCCUUCCUCGACCUCCUCCUCAUCACCAGCAUCCCACAUCCCCUCCAUCCCCUCCAACAAGACAUCGUCGCAACAGCACCCUCAAUCCCCACCACCACCAUCACCACACGACGAACGAUUCCACGCGACCACCUUCGCCCCCACCCUCACAGUCCUCGUCAACGCCGCAGGCGUGACGCACAACGCCCUGCUGAACCGCCAGCCCGCCGCCCGGACCAAAUCUGUGGUGGACACGAACCUGAUGGGCACCCUGUGGGCCUGCAAGUUCCUGGGGAAGCCGCUGAUGCGGAGCGCGGCGAAGCAAAAGCCGGCUGGAAAAGACGGCGCGGAAGCGAAAGGGGGGGAAGAGGGGGAGACGGCCUCCGUCGUGAACGGAGGCGUCUCGGUCGUCAACGUGAGCUCCUUGCUGGCCGUGCAGGGCGGCGUGGGGUCCGCGGCGUACGCGGCGAGCAAGGCUGGGGUGUUGGGACUCACGCGUGCUCUCGCCGGAGAAAUGGGUCCGCUGGGAGUGAGGGUCAACGCCAUUGUGCCCGGAUACAUCGAAACAGACAUGACAGCUGCCAUGCAACCCGAAGCUCGCGAAAAGGCCUUGGAACGUAUUCCUUUGAGGCGUUUCGGCACCGUCCAAGAGAUUUCCGAAGCCGCCAUUUUCCUCGCAACCAACCAGUUUGCAAAUAACUGCGUCAUCAACCUCGAUGGAGGCAUGAGUGCGAUCUAA